AUGAUAUGUUCACCCACACAAUAUCUCCACACUGUCACGCCAGGAACACGAUCGAUUAAUAAAGGAUUUUCAGUUGAUGAUCAAGUCAUUCGUGCUGUUUACUUCAGUACGUCGCCGGUGAAUACAUAUUUGUACUCCGUAGAUUCCAUUUACGCUUUACGACCGACUGACCCUUGUAGAGAACAUCACAUUAAUUACUAA
Molecule: messenger RNA, 201 nt
Organism: Adineta ricciae
Lineage: Eukaryota; Metazoa; Rotifera; Eurotatoria; Adinetida; Adinetidae
Source: the annotation of a GenBank genome assembly